Messenger RNA from Brassica napus (rape), 1227 nucleotides. Its product is annotated as pescadillo homolog. Gene Ontology annotation, biological process: male meiosis II. The transcript is spliced from 3 exons. NCBI's taxonomy places the organism in Eukaryota, Viridiplantae, Streptophyta, Magnoliopsida, Brassicales, Brassicaceae. The coding region runs from base 355 to 1107 and encodes 250 amino acids. The record is from RefSeq and is a predicted model, not a curated record.
UUGAUUUCUCUUGUAACCUGCCCUUUGGGCUUAAUGUACAAAAAGUCUUCUUGACCAAAAAAAGAAAAGAAAUAUGCUUUGAAAUAAUAAAAAUGGUGUUUUUGUCUUUUCCUCUUAAACAAAACAGUAAACAUUAAAAGGAUUAAACCAACGGCAUCAACUCCGUGAAGCUACCGUCACUUUCAUCUUUUAUGAAAUCCCCCCAACGUUCCUAUUUCUAUUCAAACACAUCAUCGAGGCAAAACAUAAAAUAAAACAAACAAACAAACAAACAAAACCAUCUCUCUUUCUUCCUCUCCCUAUCACAAGAAUCAAAAACCGAAACAGAAGAAACAUCACCACCACCACCACCAAAUGGGAUGUUUUAUGGGCUGUUUCGGUCUCUCUUCCAGCAAAAAACGCAGAAACUCCACCAGGAAGAUCCUCCCUCGACAUCAAAGAAUCUGUAGCUAUGAGCUUCUACAUUCUUCAGAUCCGACAGAUGCAACUACUGUUGCAGAUAAUUCUGAAAAGAUCUCGAGUUCGAACCUCAGGUGUGAAGUAGAGACAGGGGAGGAAGACAAGAAGGGAACAAAGAAGAUGAGAAAGAGAGUUAGAUUUGACUUGAAUGUACAAACCUUUGAACCUGUUCUACCUUCAAGAUAUGAGAACUAUUGCAGUGAUGAUGAUGAUGAAGAGGGAAAAGAAGAGCUAAACAAAGAAUCUUCGGUGGAUUUGACAAGUAGUUAUGUGUAUCCUCCGAACUAUAGAUACCACAACUGUGUUGACAGUUUCGAAGAGGAAGAAGAUGAAUUGGGUUAUGGUGAGAGUGAUUUGGAGGAUGAAGACUAUUACACAGAUGAUGAAAACGAGUAUGAAGAUGAUGCUGAUGAUGAAGAUGAAGAAGAGGAUUAUGAGGACAAGGACGUGACUCCUCUUUUGAAUCCUGUGGAGAAUAUCACGCAGUGGAAAGCUGUUAAAGCAAAGCCAGUAAGAGUAAUGAAGGAGAAUGUUGAAGUUGUUACUGAUGAUCAAGCAAAACCGCUGCUGAAGGAGAUAAUAGUCAAUACUAGCCUUUCAAGUUGGGUAUCACCAUUUGUGGAUAUCACCAACAUGGAGAAGAGAUGAAAGUGGUGGUGAAUGAGAAGAAGAAACAGUGUGUGUGUUUUGUUAUUUGUUUUUGUAGCAUUCUCUGAUUCUUUGUGUGUGUAAGGAUAUGAUUAUGAUUUUUUUUAUUUUUUUUCCCCA